UCACACGGCGACCCGGUCACCCGACCAGUUCCGCGCUCGGCACUUCCACUUCCACUCCCAACCGCGCUUCGCGCGCCGCCGCCACCUCUCGCUUCCCCGCGGGCGGCCAUGCUGACCGGGCGGGAGAGCCUGGUCCGCCUCAUCGGCCGGCGCCGCUGCUCCCCUCUCCCCGCCUCUCUCGCCGUUCUCCUCUCCUCCCCCUCCCCCGCUCAGGCCGACGACGGGGGCUCCGGCUCGGGCGAGGCAGCGAGGAGUGCGGCUGCUUCGUCGUCGAGAGGGAGCGAAGGCGUCAGCGUCGGCGCGGAGUGGGUGGCCUGCCCCGUCUGCGGCGAGUCCAUCCGUGGGUCGGAUUACAGCGUCAACACCCACCUCGAUAUAUGCCUUACAAGAGGUCCGAAGCGGAAGUUGACACAGAGCACACUUCUUAAUUUCAGAUUCAGUAAAAAAAUCGCCGCUCAGCCCACUUCAAACAGUUUGAACAAUGAGGCUGAGACAGAAAAUAUGAAACAGAUCGAUGAAGAUUUAUCUAGUGAUCAAGCAUUCUUCUCGUCAGAUAUUGACAUUGGGAGCUCGAAGGGUAGUGCUCUAAUUCCAUCACCUGGUUGUCGGAAUGGCUCACUUGACAUUUCCGAGACGUUCCAUACCAUUGUACCCUCAAAUACUGUCUCGCCAAAUGUGAAGGAUGUCAUAAAUGCUGGUGCAGUGGAACACUGUUCUUCUAGCAUGCUUCCAACAGUAGCGAUCUCUGGCAGUAUUGAUACAUGUGUAGACAUGGAUUCUAGCACCACUGUUGCAGUUGACGCUGUCAUAGUUGGCCGGAGGUUCCAUCAGAACAUUGAAUUGCGAGAAGAUGCAGGCAUUACUUUUCUGAGAGAUCCUCGAAAUGCUAAGGACCCUAAUGCUAUAAAGGUGCUUUAUGCAGCAUCUGAAUCCGAGGAGAUGCUUGGAUACUUGCCUCGAGAGCUAGCUAAAGUUUUGGCUCCUCUAAUGGACAAACAUUGUGUUGAAUGCGAGGGAUUUGUGGUUGGUUUGCCUGAACGACAGCUUGACAAUGUUCCCAUCCAGAUUUCUAUUCAGAAAUGUAAAACUGGCAAUCAGAGAAAUGAUGAUCCGAAAUAUGGGCAGCCCUUAUGGGAAAAUUUCAUCCGUGCUGUUAGAAGUGGAAAUUUUCAACGACCUAGCAGUGCAAUAUACCAGACAAAUUUUAAUUUGAUGAUAGCGAAUGUUAUGGCCAAUCAUACACAUGUUUUUAGUGAUAAAGAAAAAUCACUUUUAGGUUCUUUUAAGUCGUUAUCAGAUGAUGGGCAACGGCUUUUUGUUAGGAUCUACACUCGAAAAGGGCCAUGGUUCCGAAAGAGAAGUAUCUCAUAUCAUGAGAUAUCAGAUCUGGAGCAUGCAGUCAUGGAGUUGAAGUUGGCAGGUUAUAUCGACAUGCUUUCUUGUACCGAUGAUCCAUCUGAAUAUGAUAUGAAGGAGAUUCUUGAUGUGUUAAGUGCUCCUGAAAUGAAGGAAAUUCUAAAGCAGCUUCCUAAGGAUAGCACAAGCUGCACACGUCGACAUGAGCUUCUUAGCACCCUUCUGUCUUUUUAUCAUAAUGGUACCUGUGCAACACUACCAAAGCGAAUCCUAAAAUUGACAGGAGCCUGUAUAAGAAUUUCUAAGAUUGCGGAUGAACUUCUGUGGCGUGUCCAGAGGCUCUUUUUUCUAAAUGGUGAUCAAGAUCUUUCAUCCUUUCUAUUAGUGGAAUUUGGUGUAGUAAAGUUCCCAGACUAUGCUUGCAGCGUCUCUCACCGCAUAUUUCAAGAAAGAAGUGAUCUACUUGAGUAUGAAGAGGCUAUUCGAGUUGCACAGGUGAUGGAUGAAUCCAUUGUUAAUAGUAACAUGGAAUUUGUGACAAGAUGCAUUGAUUUGUCUGAGAGUCGAUUAUGCACUAUGCCAGAACAAGAAAAUGGCACUUCAUCUGAACCUCUCCCAUCAUUCUUUUCACGAUUUUCAGCUUCCUGGGUCUAUUCGAAAAUACUUACAUUAGGUGUCUCUGUUUAUGAACGCGAUCGCAGGUAUGAAGAUGCAAUACGAAUUCUUAAGAGACUACUUAGUAAAGUUGCUUGUGAUAGACGGCGAGGAUAUUGGAGUCUGAGGCUAUCUGUUGAUUUGGAGCAUAUGGGUCGCCCAAAUGAGAGCCUUUCAAUAGCUGAAGAAGGAGUAAUUGAUCCAUGGGUCCGUGCUGGUUCAAAGUUUGCGCUGCAAAGGAGAGUGCUGCGUUUAAGCAAACCUCCACGACGCUGGAAAGUUCCCAGUUAUGCAGAUUAUGUUAAGAGAAAUAUAAAAGAGGUCAACAUUGAAGGAAGGCCAUUAAAUUGUGAAACAGGAGCUAAGAAUGUAUUUUAUGGUUAUGAUGGGGAACUUUGUGGGGUCGAGCAGUUGGCUUUACAAUAUUAUGCUGAUGAAGGAGGCGGUUGGCAAGGUACCCAUUCGGAAGGUGGCAUUUGGAUGACCAUCUUUGGCCUUCUAAUGUGGGAUGUAAUGUUUUCAGAUAUGCAAGAUGUUUUCCAGUCUAAAUUCCAGACAGCCCCCCUUGAUCUGGAAACAGAUGACUUCUACAAAUCAAGAAAGGACCUCGUAGAAUCGCAGUUGAAAAAGAUACAAGAUGGAAUGGCUGAAGAGAUGCUAAUCAGCUCCUGGGAGCUACACCAGGGGACAUCUUGCCAGGGUGUUAACUGGGGCCGUCAUUCCUUGACUGAUCUACGAGCUGUCGUUGCAUGCAUAGGCGGACGUCGCUUGGUAUCGCUCCUCCGCCAUCUAGCCAUGGAUUACAGGAGCUGGUCUAGCGGAAUGCCCGAUCUGCUGCUAUGGCAUUUUCUUGACGAACGAGGCGUAGGUGAAGCUAAACUUGUGGAGGUCAAAGGACCAGGGGACCAGCUGUCCGAGCAACAACGUGCGUGGAUUCUUGUUCUCAUGGAUUUUGGGUUUGACGUGGAAGUUUGCAAAGUAAGCCCAGUUUCCAAGCGGAGAUAGCUCCUUUGAUCCCUUCUAAAAUUGCCCCUGGUGUAACAAUUUCAUUUUAUUGAUUAUUUAUGCAUGAUGUAUUCGAUUGAUUAGAAGGGCAAAACUGUAACAUGUACAAGCGACAUUGUUCAAAGUCCAAAUUCGUAUUGAUGUUGUAAAACAUUCUUACCACUUUGUGCAAUGGGAUUCUAACAAAGUUCUGCCAGUCGGUAAGAUUGGAACUAAAAGAAA
Molecule: messenger RNA, 3237 nt
Organism: Phragmites australis (common reed)
Lineage: Eukaryota; Viridiplantae; Streptophyta; Magnoliopsida; Poales; Poaceae
Product: fanconi-associated nuclease 1 homolog
Exons: 15
Coding region: 109-3015 (968 amino acids)
Biological process (GO): interstrand cross-link repair
Cellular component (GO): nucleus
Molecular function (GO): flap-structured DNA binding; 5'-3' exonuclease activity; hydrolase activity, acting on acid anhydrides, in phosphorus-containing anhydrides
Source: RefSeq, a predicted model, not a curated record